CUCCACAAUUGACUCACAACUACUUACUCUACUCUCCUCUUUCCCCAACACUCGGCUUCGUCUUCUACAAAAAGGAAAAAGGUCAUCUGCUUUGUUGGAGCUGCCAUGGAAGUUUCCGAGACUCGAGAUCCGGACAUUAUAAACGUCGUCGUUUACGGUGUAAUAUCAUGGACAUUGGGUUUCGUUUUGUUAAGAAAAGUAGUGUUUCCAAAUCGAUCUUUUGAGUUUUGCAAUCGCCUCAUCUCAACAAUCCAUGCUUUUUUAGCUGUCACAUUGGCUUCCAUCUCUGUUCAAAAUUGGCGAUGCCCCAUUUGUCCUCUUGCUUCUAAAUCUUCAUCUUUUCAGAUGCAAACAUUGGGUGUGAGCUGUUCAUAUUUGAUAUAUGAUAUGGUGUGUUGCCAUUUUGACAAGAAAGUGAGUUUGGACAAUACCAUCCAUCACUUGGUUAGCAUUGUUGGAAUUGCAGCAGGCUUUGCUUAUCAAAAGUGUGGGUCAGAGAUGGUAGCAGCAUUGUGGAUAACAGAGAUCUCAAGCCCCUUUCUCCAUUUAAGGGAAAUUCUCAAAGAAUUUGGUUACAGAGGCACUGACCUUAAUUUGGCUGCUGAUAUUGGAUUUGCAGUGAUAUUUUCAUUUGCAAGAAUGGUUGGAGGGCCUUAUCUCACUUACAUGACUCUAUCUGCCAAUGUCCCUUUCCUUAUUAAGGCCAUGGCGCUGGGAUUGCAGCUUGUCAGUGCCUACUGGUUUUACAAGAUCGUGAGAAUGAUCAGAUUCAAACUCAAGAACAGAUCUACAUUGAAGAACAGUUAAAUCUUAGCCAACGAAUGUAAAAAAGAUAGAAUUCUAGCAACUUUAUAAUUCAUCGAAUCCCAUUUGAAUGUUCGAAACCAUGACAUCCCAAACAAAAACAGAGCAUAAACUUUGAAAUGAGGUGUGUAUUCGCAGACGAUUAUGUUUAAGAAAAUCAUAAAUGAAAAUCACAAUGAACGAUUUCAUCUUCA
This is a messenger RNA of Cucumis melo (muskmelon), 998 nucleotides long. RefSeq lists its product as uncharacterized. NCBI's taxonomy places the organism in Eukaryota, Viridiplantae, Streptophyta, Magnoliopsida, Cucurbitales, Cucurbitaceae. Gene Ontology annotation, cellular component: membrane. The coding region runs from base 106 to 807 and encodes 233 amino acids. The record is from RefSeq and is a predicted model, not a curated record. The transcript is spliced from 5 exons.